This is a messenger RNA of Fonsecaea erecta, 1137 nucleotides long. RefSeq lists its product as hypothetical. The transcript is spliced from 3 exons. NCBI's taxonomy places the organism in Eukaryota, Fungi, Ascomycota, Eurotiomycetes, Chaetothyriales, Herpotrichiellaceae. Gene Ontology annotation, molecular function: dioxygenase activity. The coding region runs from base 1 to 1137 and encodes 378 amino acids. The record is from RefSeq and is a predicted model, not a curated record.
AUGGCUCCAUCAGCGAUCGAAGAACCGGCGACUCAGACCGAUGUUCCCAAGCAUAUCCUUGUGAAACCAUGGGUGCGUCCGGCUGAGACGACAGAAAAUCUCGAGUGGGCGCCUUUGACGACGAUCGAUCUGUCGCGCUUCGACGAGCCGGGUGGCAAGCAAGAACUGGCGAAGCAGCUUUAUGACGCCCUGACUCGGGUUGGAUUCUGGGUUGUGACCAACACUGGAAUUGACGACAAGAAAGUCCUUCGCCAGUUCAGCAUCGGGAAUACUUUCUUCAAGCAGCCGUUGGAGGAGAAGCGUUUCUUCCCCUGUAACUUUGCCGAGGGCGAGUAUUUUGGUUAUCGCGAGAACUCACGAUGGAUCGGUGACACUGGUGUCAAAGAAAACAUUGAAAUGCUCAACAUCCCUAAGGAUAUCCCAGCACUUGCGGAUGUCCCAAAACAUCCAAUCACGCAGGAGUAUUGGGAUGAAAUCCGAACUUUCCACCGUGAACUCUGGGACAAGGUGGUCCGCAAGCUUUUUGUUCUGAUGUCCAUCAUCCUUGAACUACCAGAAAACUAUCUAGCAGACGCUCACGCCUAUGAUGAGGUAUCGGAUGAUCAUCUUCGAUAUAUGAUCUACAAUGUUAGGACUCAAGAGGAAUGGGAUAAGGCUCAGGCUUAUUCCAAGGGCGGUCAUACCGACUUUGGUAGCCUGACGCUGCUGUUCUCGCAGCAUAUUGCUGGGCUGCAGAUCCGAACUCCAGAAGGAGAAUGGAAAUGGGUCAAGCCUGUGGAAGGGGGCAUCACCUGCAAUGCUGCUGACACCCUGACUUUCCUGACCAAGGGCUUCAUCAAGUCGACUAUUCACCGGGUUGUUACACCCCCUAAGGAUCAGCUGAAUACACCUCGUCUUGGACUGUUGUACUUCAGUCGUCCAGGAGACAAAACAUUGAUGAAGCCGGUGCCAUCUCCGCUUUUGGACCGCCUAGGCCUUCUUUCAGAGGAGGAUAAAGAUGCCAGUAGGCCUGCUCCGACGGGCACCGAGUAUGUUCGAGCACGGGUCAAGGAUGUCCACCACAAAACCGUGAUCGACAAACGCGAGGGGACGGCAUUCGAAUACCAGGGCCUCAAGGUGCAGAACUAUUAUGAAUAG